Diachasma alloeum is the source of this 1928-nucleotide messenger RNA. RefSeq names its product zinc finger CCCH-type with G patch domain-containing protein. The transcript is spliced from 7 exons. Gene Ontology annotation, biological process: negative regulation of DNA-templated transcription; regulation of transcription by RNA polymerase II. Gene Ontology annotation, molecular function: RNA polymerase II cis-regulatory region sequence-specific DNA binding; DNA-binding transcription factor activity, RNA polymerase II-specific; metal ion binding. The record is from RefSeq and is a predicted model, not a curated record. Gene Ontology annotation, cellular component: nucleus. NCBI's taxonomy places the organism in Eukaryota, Metazoa, Arthropoda, Insecta, Hymenoptera, Braconidae. The coding region runs from base 215 to 1822 and encodes 535 amino acids.
CCAAUAUACAGAGGCGAAUUCUUCACAAGUGCAGUCACACAGUGGUGCAAUGGUGCAGUGCAGAGAUCUUUCUCCCAUCUGAUUACUUGUAGUAUUUAUUAUUAAUCAUAAUCAUCAUCAUCAUAUUUACAGUCAAUAAAAUUGAGUGUGUUCGCUUUAACAAAUGAUUGAUUGAGCUUCAUCAGUAAUAAUAGAAGCAGGCUUAUAACAAAUAAUGACAGACGUCGACAGUUUGCGAGCCGCUAUUGAACAGUACGAGAGCCAGCUGUCCCAAGUUCAAUUGGCCUUAUCAGGGAGCACAGCAGGAGCAGACAGAGAUAAUUUACAGAGUCUUCAGUCGGAUAUACAAGAAUUAAUAGCCUUGACAAAAGAGAGUUUACGAAGUGCUGAGGGAAAAGAAACAAGUGACAAUGAGGACGAUGGUUUGUCUGACGACAGCCAGGACAAUGAUGAUGAUGAUGAUCCGAUGGCAAAGGAAUACGCCAUGUUCAAGGCAGAACUGAGGGAUGAUGGAUUUAAUAACACAACUACUCAUGAUAAUGGAAAAUAUCAAGCUCCAAAUAAUGACAAUAAUAUUGAUGAAGAACUCAAGUCACUCGAAGGUAUGAAAUGUAGAGCGCCCUUUGGAAGGAGUUGGGGUGGUACGGGUUAUCACAAUGCUAUGGUGUCCUCUGUCCUCCAAAAUGAUGAGCAGCCUACUAUCAACAGUAUUAAUGAUAUCCAGGUAAAAGUAUUAUUCAUCAACCCAACUCAUAAGGAAAUGCUACCAUGUGCAUAUUAUUUAGAUGGUAAAUGCAAAUUCUCUGAUGAAAAGUGUCAUUACUCACAUGGGGAAAAAGUUGCUUUUUCCAGUUUACAAGAGUACAGAGAACCCGAUUAUUCUUCAAUAAAAAUGGCAAGUCGAGUACUGGCAAAAGAAAAGAACAAUAUAUGGCACAGAUCUGUGAUUUUAAAAACCCCAUCAAAAGAUCACGAUCUCUACCGAGUAAAAUUCGAGGCCAGUGGAAAUAUAAUAGAAGUCACACUUGCUGAUCUUGUACCACUCACUGAUGAUCAACUGGACAUGUCAGACUCGUCUGACGACGAUCUCGAUGAUGACUCGACCAAAGGUUUCAAUCUAUCGAUAGACAAAACAAAGGAAGACAUAAUGAUUGAGCAAUCUUUGUUGACAUUGAACUACAAUGAGCCUUUGGGCAAAUGGGAGGAACAUACACGUGGCAUUGGAAGUAAAUUAAUGCUUCAAAUGGGCUAUAUAUUGGGGACUGGUUUGGGAAAAAGAGCUGAUGGGAGGGUUGAGCCUGUUGAAGCUACUGUAUUACCACCAGGCAAAUCACUCGAUCAUUGUAUGGAGUUAAGAGAGAACGCAGCUGGCGAUAACAACUUAUUUACCGUCGAACGAAGAUUGUUAAAGCAGAAACACAAAAUCGAUCAACAAUUUGCCAAGCAGUCUGACAAUAGGGAGAAGAAGCAAAGGGGAAAGGAUAUUUUUGAUUUUAUCAAUAAUUCACUUUCAGAUAAACAUGGAGAAACGAGUGAAGCCAGCAGCAGCUCGAAAUGCAAAAAUUCAUUUAGAGCAGCGACAAAUCGAGGAUUGAACGUUGCUAAUUUCCAAGUCGGUGAGAACAUCACCAAACUCGAGAGAGAGUCAUUACUCCUCAUGAAUUCACUGAGAAAACAUGCCAAGGGAAGUAUCCCUUAUAAUAAUAUUGUUAUACAGUACAAUGAUAAACAAGCGGAACUCACCAAUUUGCGAUCCCAGCAGAAGAAUAUUGUCAGUGAGCAGAAUCAUAGAAAGGACAAGACAAAGUUAUCUGUAUUUUGAUGUUAUGUGUAGAAUGCAAAUUUACUCGUGUGAAUAAUUAUAUAUUUAUUACCAUUAUUAUUAUUAUUAUUAUUUCGACUCUGUGUGAGAUUUAAUAAAUUCAAGG